UACACUUCCGGGUGUCAAAAUCUUUACGAUAUUUUGAGAUAAAUACACAUUUAUGAGAUGUAUUUAAACUGUUUUGAAUUUCUUGAACACGAGAUCAUAUUUAGAUGUGUUAGAGUCUCACAAGCAGCAUAUGCUAUCCACUUUUUUCUGACGAUGAAUUAUUUGACAGCGGGCCUUCACACAAAGCCGUGUGGGCGGUUUACCGCAUUCACCGCAACACAAUCAUUGAAUUACGUUGACAAUGGUGGCAAUUAUAAUGAAUGAAUAAGCCGAGCCCAAUUAAAGCAAAGCCCAAGAGAAUAUCGAUCUAUCCGAGUCGCGAUUUUAUCAUUUCAUAGUAUACCGGCAAGAAUCCUUACGUUGCAGCAUUGUGAGGAUGGGUGCUGGGAGGUGCUGAUCUUAUCUUACUGGAGAAAAUGAUGGAAACAUUGCACGGUUUGGUGGAAAAACAGAUUUCUGGACAGUGUUAUAAAGUGGCUGUUCAGUUCGAUGAUGGAAUAAACAAGUCAUUCAUCACCUACCAGGACCUCUGCAACACAGCCAAUAUUGUCAGCGAGGUACUGCGGUCAAGUGGAGUGGACAAUGAGACGGUCGGGCUGUGUGUGUCCCCAAGUGUUCACCUACCAUCUGUCCUCCUUGGGGUUCUGCAGACACCAGCAUCGUUCUUCCCCUUCGACGCUGAUGGAAGCUUGUACCUUCGCCAGGCCCUCCUCCAAAUCAGGGCUAGGUUUGUGCUUGUUGAUGUGGAUCACUUGCAGAGACUGGAAGAUGUGACCAACACCCUGCGUGGAGCCGUGGUACCCUGUAUGGAGCUGUUUGAGCUUGGCCUUGUUCUCGUGUCACUGCAGGAUAUCUCGGCACGCCCACAAGCCAACUCAUUAGCAUACUGCAUCACCCGUCCGGGACAACUAGUGUUCCGAAGGUGGUCCGCGUCCCACACAGCUGCAUCGUGCCCAACAUUCAACAUCUCAGUGUCACUGCAGGAUAUCUCGCCAUGCCCACAAGCCAACUCAUUAGCAUACUGCAUCACCACGUCCGGGACAACUAGUGUUCCGAAGGUGGUCCGCGUCCCACACAGCUGCAUCGUGCCCAACAUUCAACAUCUCAGGUAACUGUACAAUAAGCUGUGUAUUAAUAUGACUGACCUUUGUUUUCUUGCAUCACCUUUGACCUUUGACCCAAGCAUAGUAGAGAUCUUUGUGACCUUGACCUCAGGUGCAACCCUGCUUAUCACCAACAAUGAAGUGAAAUCCUCACCAAAGAAGUUGCUGGAGAUUCUGUACCACAGGAACAGUGUGUCAGUGCUACAGAUGACGCCAUCAUUAUUGUUGAGGUUUGGCCCGUCGGUUCUGAGAACCACACUUCUGAGUCGGGGGUCAAGUGUUCGGAUCCUGGCGCUGGGAGGGGAGAAUCUGCCCACCAGGGACAUCCUUCGGUCAGCCAUGGCCCCUGACUGUCAAACCACCUUCUACAACCUGUAUGGAGUGACCGAAGUGUCCUGCUGGGCCACAUGCUUCCAGUUUAAGUCCACAUUUCUUGAGCAUGGUGAAGGAGAUAUUCCACUGGGUUCUGUUCUUGAUGGAACAGAGGUGAAGGUCAUUGACAGUGAAGGUCGUCAGGUGACCAGCGGAGAGGGGAGACUGCAGAUAGGCAGCCGUGAGCGAGUAUGUCUCCUGAAUGAUGAGACGGAAGCUGUUAUGGAGAGUCUCCCGUGUGGCGAGACACAGGGGAUAUUGUAUGUGUCCAGGACGAUAACACCAUUAUAUAUAUUGGUCGCCUUGAUGAUCAGAUCAAGCGGCAUGGCUGUUCAACAGCUACCAGGAAUCAUGGACAGUAGAGUUCUCUCCCUUGCUGAUCGUCUGCUGCUGUUUGUUGUGUCUGAGGCCCCUUGUGAAGACGCCCAGCAUGCAUCACUCAAGAUGGCGGUCACAUCACAUUUACAGGAGAUGCUACCACCUCACUAUCAGCCAGACCAGGUGAUGCUGGUGGACCAGAUUCCUCUCACUAAACAUGGGAAGACUGAUACCAAGUUGCUGGCAAGGAUGUGGGAGGAGGAGAUCAUCAGGUCACCCACACUGCUGACCGAUGUCCGACACUGGUGCAACAGUCUCUGGCAGGCCCAUCUACCAGAACGGUGCAGAGAUGUGCUGGAUGUGGAUGAGUUUCUGGCUCUGGGGGAACUCCCUCCAGGCAGUCCGUCUGGUUGGAAGGUUGAGGAUCUUAAAGCUCUACCAACAACCAUCCAGGGCCAAUAUGAAGCUUCUCUAUCUGUAGAGAGAAAACGUGAGGAUCGUGAAGCCCUACCAACAACCAUCCAGGGCCAACAUGAAGCUUCUGUAUGUGGAGAGGGGAAGAGGGAUCAUCCUGAAGCUGGUCCAGCAACUAAACAGAGCCAAGAUGAAGCCACUGUAUCUGUAGAGGAGCAGAGAGAUCCACUUCAAGCAGUUCCAGCAACACCUGCUCAUCCUGAUGGGAGUGAGCCUGUAUCAGAUGAUGUUAUGGAAGGUGUCCAUGAUGGCUCAAAUAGCCAGAUGAACCUUGAGAGUGAAAACUGUUUGACAGAGCAUGUGCUUAAGUUUGCUGGAUCUGUUUCUCGAGGCAGUAGAUAUCAGGGAACAGCUGCUGCCUCCUCGUCAGUUCCAGUUAGGUUAUCAAUGGCCAGUGUAGACACAGGUCUUACAGAUUACCUUCAGGAUCGUGUGACAAAAUGUUCAGAUGAUGAGCUGGAUCGAGUAUUGAGUGAGCAGGUAUCAGCAGGAGAAAAGGAUGGUGUGUUGGUGGAUGGAGUAGAUUCAAGACAUGCAGGAGGUGAUCAGGAUCGUGUGUCAAUGUCCUUGUGUUGGAAGUAUGACACUGAGAAGUGUGUGGAUGCUUCUCCUCUGGUGGCAGUCAGCAGCUCUGGCAGCCAUGUUGUGUACAUCGGUUCCCACUCGUACUUGAUGUGUGCUAUAGACCUGACAACUGGUUGUGAGUUGUGGCGGACGCGACUCGGUGACCGUGUGGAGUCCUCAGCCUGUCUCAGCCAGUGUGGACGAUGGGUAGUUGUAGGUUGCUAUGACAACUGUGUAUACAUGCUAUGUGCAGUGUCAGGUGAUAUCAAGUGGACAUAUAAAACAGGUGGCUGCGUCAAGAGCUCUCCGACCCUUGACCCCAUGACCUCGCAUAUCAUCAUUGGCUCGCAUGAUGGCUGCCUACAUUCAGUGGAUAUCAAUAAGCAGAGGUGUGUCUGGAGGCGGAGUCUUGGUACUGGCAGCGUGUUCUCCUCUCCCUGUGUCAGUCGCCAUCAUCGCCAUGUCUAUGUGGGCACCCUCGGCUCAAACCUACAUGCUGUCAACCCUGAUACAGGUGAAGUGCUGUGGUCCAGGGACACAACGAAACCCAUCUUUUCCUCUCCAGCAGAGAACUACAGUAGUGUUAUAGUUGGUUGUGUGGAUGGUAGCAUUUUGUGUUUCAACCAUCACGGCGACAAGACUUGGACUUUCUCCACUGAUGGCCCAGUGUUUUCCUCACCACUGGUCAUUACUCCAUCCCUGGUCCCCACAUGUACCUCAAGUGAACCGGAGGACGUGGUGUUGGUUGGAUCUCAUGACAAGCACCUAUACUGCCUCACUAUGACCGGGAAGAAGCUAUGGUGCUGGGCAGCAGAAUCAGCCAUAUACACCACGCCAUUUGUCUGGCACCAGGGAGCCCCACAGGUGUCGGCUCAGAGGAAGGGAAGGCUGGCCUCCAGAGGGACAUCUUUGGAAGAGGAACUUCAUUAUCAGACAGAGCUGUCUAAUGGAAUAGCUUUGCCCACAGCAACACAGCAUCUGACUUUCAGCUCAGAUUCAAAACUGGCCGAUUCUGUAAAACAUCUUUUGGUAGAUCAAAGCAAACUGACACGUGUGUUUUGUAAAUGUUCCCUUCACAGACACAAAUGUAAUGACUGUAAGCUAAUGCCAUAUAAACAGGGUUUGUACAGCGUCGCAAGGAUCAGCUCAGUGGACUGUGUUACAUGUAGUUCCCUAAAGCACAAAACUUUCCUCAGCACAAAGGAAGAACCAUGUGUCAAGAAGCAGAGAUAUCACAUUGACAGUGCUUCUCACUUGAAAGAAGUCCGGGUGUAUGAACAUGAUUUGUGUCAUGCUCAGUAUCAUCAAAAGCUUCUUGAACCAUCCACAAACUCAGAAAUGUCAUUCAUUGCAUCAUGGCCAAACCUAGGACUGGAUCAUUCCUCAAAGUUCCAUCCUCCAUUGUCUAAAACUGCCUCAGCUGCAGCUGAUCCUCAAGGGAAAGGUUCUGGAUUGAAUCUUUGUCUUCAUGAUGGAAAAUCUACCGACAAUAACCAAAAUACCCCUCCUACCUCUCAGCAGAUAUCAGAUCAAAUUGAUCAGCAUUUGAUAUGUCUUCCAAAAGGACAGCUGCCUUUUGACUCAAAUAUCUCAGUGCAUAGUGAUUCAACACAGCAGCGGGCCCAGAUACAAAACAUUCCACAUGAAUCCAACCCUCCAUCUGCCCACGUCCAUCCAUGUCAUUGUCAAGGUUCUCAAGGCUCUUCAGACUCCUUACCAGAGAUGUCACGGUCUGGUCCUGUUGUAGGUACAUUCUUAUCAGAUAUGUCCAAGUCUGGUGCUAUUCAUGACACAUCCUCACUGGAUGUAUGUACCAAGGAGACUGCAGCCAGGGAAUGCUGUGGGUGUGGACGAAGCAGGUGCUUGUCCCGAGAAUGUCCUACAGCAUCCCCAGCAAGAUGUCCGACUAGUGGAGGUGUGGUGUAUGUGGCCUCCACAAGUGGCAACCUGACUGCUCUCUGUGUGACCACCGGACAGCAGCUGGACAAUACACUUCUACCUGGAGAAGUCUUCUCCUCUCCUGUUGUAGUUGAUGGGCGAUUGGUUGUUGGGUGCAGGGAUAAUAACAUUUAUUGUUUCAGGGUGGGUGACAUCUAGAACCAGUCCAGUCUGUGUCUGGCAUGG
This is a messenger RNA of Haliotis rubra (blacklip abalone), 4955 nucleotides long. RefSeq names its product beta-alanine-activating enzyme-like. Gene Ontology annotation, biological process: amino acid activation for nonribosomal peptide biosynthetic process. Gene Ontology annotation, molecular function: protein binding. The transcript is spliced from 19 exons. The record is from RefSeq and is a predicted model, not a curated record. NCBI's taxonomy places the organism in Eukaryota, Metazoa, Mollusca, Gastropoda, Lepetellida, Haliotidae.